Molecule: messenger RNA, 2193 nt
Organism: Symbiodinium natans
Lineage: Eukaryota; Dinophyceae; Suessiales; Symbiodiniaceae
Source: the annotation of a GenBank genome assembly
AUGAAGUCCGUGCUUCUCCAUCUCGCCCCUGUCGCGCUUCCGCCGGCCUUGGCCUCCCUCGCUGGGCAGCUGGGAGAGCAGCAGAUACAGGAGAGCGACCUCUUCCUAGGCAGUUCCGCGUUCACCAAGAAUGAGUCAGAAAACCUGGGCAUCAUCUACAAAUGGUUGGACGACAUCAUGUGGUCCCAGGCCUGGGAUCAGCCCCGACAGCGAAGCGUGGCCUUUGCGCAGUUGAAAGACCUGGCGGAGGUGAGCACAAUCGCGUUGCCGUCGUUGGCCUUCGGGGUGGGUCAAGCCUUGUACUCGUACUUCUGGUUUGAGGACAACGGCGGCAAGAUCGAUCUAGAGGCUGCAGACUUGUCGGUUCGCCUCCACGACCUUAGCCUGCAGCACAGCGGCUGCAGCAACCUGUCCAUGGGUGUGGGGACCUUCCUGAGCAAGGUUUGCCACGAGCGAUGGCUUUUUCUGAUAAUGCUCAGCGCAGAGGUUGGCACCGCUUUCGCAGCGCGGCGGAAGGACUUGGUUCAUGCAGCCUCGAUGUUGCAGCGGGCGAACCAGCUGUUUGCAGACCUCAAGGAAUACCCUUUCUUCAGCUUUCGCCAGUGGCAGUCGCUGUACGACAUCAACACCAACUCGCACGUCUUUCCCGAGGGCUUCCGCCAGCGGCCUGUGUGGCCGACAGCCGCGGUGCCGUUUGCAGUCUGGCUGGAAGAGAACUACCAGGUCUUCCGACAAGAUCUCGACUUGAUCCUGAAUCAAAGCAGCUUCGACACACUCUACUUCAUGGGCCACGUCUCAAUGACUCAGUUCUCUGGCCGCCGCGAGUCCUGGGCGCCCCUGAACUUGAUCCACAAUCGAGAGCUGGCGCCUCAUGCGUGCGAGGUGGCGCAGAAGAGCUGCGAGCUCCUAGCGGCCCGGCCAGAGAUCGCCCGCUGCCAUGCAAGGGACGUGGGUGCGGCUUUCGCCCGGCUCCAGCCGGGCAUGGGGAUCAAGCCGCACCUCUGGAAUGCGCCCCCCAGGCUGGCAGUUCACCUGGGCCUCAUCACGCCUCCAGGUGCCACCAUGGCAGUGGGAGCUGAGGAGCUUCGCUGGGAGCAAGGGAAGGCCCUGGUGUUCGAUGACACAUACAUUCAUAGCGUGAAGCACGACGGCACGGAAGACCGAUACCUGCUCAUUGCAUGGUUCUGCCACCCGUGCGACACCAUGCACGCUGAAGAUCGCCCCGUUCUCAGCUCCGCAGUUGAGUUGCGGCCGCGGGCAGGGAAGGUGCCCCACACCAGCCACGGCUACCCAGGCAGUUGGGGCAUCCUGGGCGGCCAGCAGCCUGGUCAGGUGGCGUCUGAUAAGGGCCCCUUAAAGGGCCCGCCUAGGAGGCACGCCAUCGCCUACUCCAACGUCAACGGCCAAGAGCAAGUGCACGAGACAAAGGUGACUUGCUCUGGGGACGACUGCGAGACCAUGUCCAAUGAUGUCAUGCCGCAGAUCAUCCGCGUGAGAUCACUGACCAAGGCUGCCAAGCCACGGCUUUGUGCAGGCAGCCCCUUCCAGGGCCCUGGCCUGGUCUGGGACAGCUUCGACAACCUGGCGCCGCCUGGAUGGCCCACGAUGGCCUUUGUUGAGAACGAGGGUUCUGGCCGCCAUCGGUCCGCUUUCCUGUGCCAGCCAAGGCACAAUGUGGCAAACUCGGCCCGUCGCUUAGAGGAGAAAGGUUGCCUCUUCCGAUUGCUUCACAAGGCUUGUGCAGUCUGCACUCAGGCCCGGCGGUUCUUUGGCUACACCCCGACGGAUGAUGUCAGGCAAAGCAUGCUGAUCGGGCAAGAUGCAGCCAUGCCGUCUGCAAGCCUCAAGAGCGAAGGCAUCACACGAAAGAUGCGUUUUGCACAGUGGCUGCUCAAAGCGAAGCCGCCAUCCCGGGCGCCUAAGAUUCCGCCGCCACCAGGGCCUGGGCAGAACAGAGAUGCGAGGAUGAAGCAGAUCGAGUCGCACUGCAAAGAUGGUACUUGUGUUCAGAGGACAAGAACUUUUGCGCCGCAUGCCCAGCAGGCACCUGUCCACGGUCCUGUACCACAGGCGGGACGGGCGCUCCUCUGUAAAGUCCUUCUUUGUGGCUACACGGCGUAUAUUUCACGCAGCAUGGAGGACCGAUACGAAGCACCGGGUCUGCCACAGAAGUUAAAUUGGCAGCCUGCAUGA